Molecule: messenger RNA, 498 nt
Organism: Effrenium voratum
Lineage: Eukaryota; Dinophyceae; Suessiales; Symbiodiniaceae
Source: the annotation of a GenBank genome assembly
AUGUUGGUGGAGCGCUUUGAGAUCGAUGUGGCGCAACGCACGUUCGAGAUCGAAUUCGAGCAAGUAGAGUUCCAGGAUGAGGAAGACGUGCCGAAGAUCCAGGAGCAGGUGGAAAGGCUCUUCGACCGAGCUGCCAAAGCAUUGCUGCUCAAGCCGCCGGCAGGGAACUCGGUACAGGCCCAGGAAGCCUCGGAGCCGGGCCGUGUGCAGGAGCUGCAGGCAGACCGUGAGGUGGUCCUGGCCGCAGUGAGGAAGAACCACCGCGCGCUGAAGUUUGCCUCCAAGGAGCUGCAGGCAGACCGUGAGGUAGUGGCGGCGGCAGUGGCAAAGGACUACCGCGCACUGAAGUUCGCCUCAGAGGAGCUGCGCGCAGACCUUGCCGUGGUGGCAGCACAGGCCAAGGAGAAGCAGGAGUGGCUGGCCUGCGUAGCAAAGAACGGCCUGAACCUGAUGAAUGCGCCAGAGGAGCUCCGGGGCGACAAGGACGUGGCGCUGGCG